AAAAUGGCUGAAGAAGGAUUAUCGAAUUCUGAUUGGAUUUUGGUUGAAAAAGAGAAAAAUGAUUUGGAAAAACUUCAAACUAAUUUUGACAAACUUCAAAAAAAUCUUGGUGAAGAGAAGGAAAAGACUGUUAAUUUAGAAACUGAAUUGAAGGAAAUGGAUAAAAAAAUUCUUCAAAUUAAUCUUGAUCACAAAAAUGAACUUGAAGAAAUGAGGCAAUAUUUUCAGAAAUUAAUUGAAGAAAAUAAACAAUUAAAAACUGAAUAUGAUGUUUCUUUAAGGCAGAAAGACGAGAAAAUUAAUUUUUUGGAGGAAGAAAUUAAAAAGAUAGCUUCUGACAAUCAAAAUAAUAUUAGAGAAAUGAGACAAGAUUUUAAAAAAUUAAUUGAAGAAAAUAUUAAACAAGCAAAAGAUGAUUAUGAUGCCUGUUUAAAGAAAAAAGACGAGAAAAUUAAUUUUUUGGAGGAAGAAAUUAAAAUGGUAAAUAAAAAUAUUAAUUAA
Molecule: messenger RNA, 501 nt
Organism: Meloidogyne enterolobii
Lineage: Eukaryota; Metazoa; Nematoda; Chromadorea; Rhabditida; Meloidogynidae
Source: the annotation of a GenBank genome assembly